UAAUUACAUAAUAAUGCCCAGUAGCAAGAUGUUGAAGAUUGUAGCAGUCUUAGGAUUGCUGUUAGUGGUCAGCGCUGACAAUGAAAUGUUAGCUCCACCCAGCGCUGCUGUUGUUUCGCAAGAGGAUAAGUUGAGCAAGGUUGUCCUGCCCAAGAUGGAAAAUAAUGGUCUCCUUCAGUCGGUAGACGCAUCAAAAUGUUUGGACAAGAAAAUAUACAAGGAUCAAGACACACUUUUGAAAGUCAAAGAAGAAAAGGAUUAUCUAUGUGCUUUCAUCGCCUUCCAAGCUAACAAAGAUGUCGAGGAUGGAGUGGGAUUAUACACCAGCCGGGAUGAAUCGACUGACAGAUACAAAAUUUUCAAAGAAACCGUUAAGAUGGUAAACGACAUCAACAGUCAGAAUCUGUCUUACACUACUGAGGUAAACAAGUUUGCUGAUAUGACAGAGGCAGAGAGAGCCCAAAGGCUUGGUUUUGGACCCAUCCCCGGAUCUCCAGGAGGUGCCAAGCUAGGCUCUUCUGGAGGCCUUGGAAGUUCAGGAGGUUUCGGAAGCGGCUUUGGUAGCCCUCCUGGUGACAACGCUGGCCCCCCAUCAGGCGGACGAGGCCGGGGCCGGGGCCUCGGUAUGGGAGCUCCUCCUCGUCAGGCUCACUAAGUCGUGGAAACUGGAUGCAGCUACUCAGGGACACUUCAAACAAUAACACACCCUCAAACUAGGGCUUGAAGUUCAUUUUAAUUUUGGGUUUUGAUUAAUGAUAAGAUAUGAUUAUGAAUAGUGGAAAAAAAUAAAAUGGUAAAAAGUAUUCUCAACUAUAUGAUAUGCGCGAUUCUUUUUCAUUGGUUAGUUUUUUGAUUUGUCAUAAUUGCAAUAAUUAUCAUUGAUUGUGAAUAACUCAUCGCAUGUCAUUUAUUUUAACCAUAGUAUUUGAUUACAGUUAUUUUCAUACAAUGUCAGUUUUGGGACUUAUUUAAAAAUUUACAAUUUUAUUUAAUUAUAACAUAUUACGUGGUUGCUUCAUGAUAUUUUCCUUAAUCAGUUGUAAAAUUAAUUGAUAGAACAUCACUAAAAGCAUUUUUCAAUGAAAAAUGUAUUUUUAUUCAAGUUCUUCGUACCACGUAACAUAAAUUCUAAAAUGAUUAUAUAUAUAAUAUUUCCAAGGAAGAGUGCGAUACAAAUUUGUGUGAAAUAAUGAAAACUACUGUAACCUGUUCA
This is a messenger RNA of Bolinopsis microptera, 1213 nucleotides long. RefSeq lists its product as uncharacterized. Bases 14 to 655 code for a protein of 213 amino acids. The transcript is spliced from 5 exons. NCBI's taxonomy places the organism in Eukaryota, Metazoa, Ctenophora, Tentaculata, Lobata, Bolinopsidae. The record is from RefSeq and is a predicted model, not a curated record.